Trichoplax adhaerens is the source of this 1962-nucleotide messenger RNA. RefSeq lists its product as uncharacterized. The coding region runs from base 1 to 1962 and encodes 653 amino acids. The record is from RefSeq and is a predicted model, not a curated record. The transcript is spliced from 2 exons. Gene Ontology annotation, cellular component: nucleus. Gene Ontology annotation, biological process: regulation of transcription by RNA polymerase II. NCBI's taxonomy places the organism in Eukaryota, Metazoa, Placozoa, Uniplacotomia, Trichoplacea, Trichoplacidae.
AUGGAUGGAAAACCUGAACGCAUGGUUGGACAUGUUAUAAGACUUUGUAAGAAAAUUCCUGAUCAUGAAAGGGAAAAAUAUUGCAGGCAGUAUGCACAAUCAGCAACCGCUAUAGCUUUCGCAGGAAAUAGGCCAGUGAUAUACCAAAAUGAACAACCAAAGUACAAACACAAAAGCAAUUUUCCACCUUUGAAGGAAUUAAAAGGGGACACGGAAAAAUUAAAUUUGGAUUUACUUCGAGCUCUCAUUUCAGCAAAGUUACCCAUUUCAUCAAAUAGUAAUACCCUUGGCAAUGCAUAUUUAUCAAUACUAUACGCUGAAGCAUGUCGAAAACGAGAUCUUCAGAUAAAAGAGAAUGAUUGUCUGACAAUGUUAUGGGAUGGUUGGACCGAUGCCAGUGGAUCAUCAAUUUACACACUCUCGCUGCUUUACGACUAUGAUAAGUCGGACAUAUUCAGUGUACGAGAAAUAUCCCAUUCAUACCAUACCGCCGAAAAUAUGUAUGCAGAAAUUACGACAGUUAUAAGUGAAAGCAAUGUCACAUUUAGGAAGAUUAAAUGUUUACUUACUAAUACUGGUAGUGUUAUGUUAAAACUUCGACGAUUAGCUGCUGAUAAUCAUGCUAACGUCAUUGCAUUGGUCUGCGCUCUACAUGUAAUAGAUACUAUUUGCCAGGACGUAUGCAGAUUAGAACUUGCCAAGACAACAAUGAAAGGAAAUUAUUCCUUGAUGAACUUUAUUCAAGCAUCCAACAUUUGGUUCAACAAUGCAGGAGAAUGGGAGAAUAAUCAACAGAAUGUCUAUCCUUUCCAAUCCUUAUGUAUUACAAGAUGGCAUUUGAUGAUUAAAGUUUGUUUAUUUGUUAGAUGUUACGAAAAUUUCUUAAUGGAAAUUACAACAAAACCUGGCACAUCUGAACAGUAUCCAGUCCUAUCUUCUAACGACACUGAUAAUCAAGAUAUUGCAACCAUAUAUCGCCUUCAUUUCACAAAGAAUGAGGAACUAAUAGAGAUUUUAAAACCCAUUGGAGAUGUCAUUGAACUUUUGAAAGAUCAGAAGGCAAAUAUUGCUGAUAUAUAUCUUCAGAUUAUUUUAUUACAUGUCCAUUACAAGCAAUUGGAACCGACUUCGUCCAAUCAGGCUAUAAGGGACACUGUGCAGAUUUUAUCGAAACGUUUUAACCAGUACCUGAGUCAUUCAAUUUAUAUUCUCUGCCUAUUUUUUUGGCCGAAAUAUCGUGAUUUUGCUGUGAGUAGAAGAUUUAAUGUAACUUAUAUUGCUAAAGAAGUGGUUAAUAUUGCUAAAAGCUGGCGUUUUAAUUUACAUGCAUGUCGAGCACUGUAUAGAGAUAUACUGCUCUACAAAGAUGAUGCUUUCGCCCCUAGUGAUUUAGCCUAUACGCCAUUACAUUUUUGGAAGGCUACUAUCAAUUAUGGACAACCGAUAAAACAGUUUACGCGCUGGAUUUACAAGCUCAAAGGCCAUGCUGCUCUCAAUGAAAAUUCAUUUUUCAGAUUUUCAAACGCAAAGCCAAUCAUCCGAAACGAGAGGACUGUCAAUCAUUUGCAAAUGUACGGCACGAUUGAAAGUAUGCUUUACAGAGAAAUCCCAGAUGAUCAAAGACCAAGGAAAAGAAAAAGACAUGCAACCAAUGUGGACCAUCUCAUUUCUUCUACAGAAAUGCCAACAGCUAUUGCAGAGGAUGAAGCAGAAGUAAUUGAUUUGUUACAAACACUAGAAAAAAUGCUGCAAGAAGAUAAUACUAAUGUUGAAGAUGAAGAAGAGGAAUUAAGUUUUCAGGCAUCUGAGUUAUUUGUGGACGACCUAUUCGAUUUGAAUAUAUUGACCACUAUACAUGAAGAAUCAAAUUGGCCUGAAGUUUCGCUUUCUCAGCAACAAGGCGAAGAAGAAAUCCAAGAAGAUAUCGAAAAUUUCACAUUCGCGGAUGUAUGUUCCAUAUAA